UCUAAUCUAAAUAAGAGAAUAAAAUAAUUGCUUACGGAGAGUCUCUGUGUGAGGAAGAGUGUUUAAAUUAUUUAUAAACAAGCGGAAGUGAUCAUUGUUGGAGUGUGUAACAACCGACUUUGUCAAUCUCGUAAACCGACGUGAUGAGUGGAUUUGCUUCGCAUAUUCCUUCCAUGGCACUUCUCGGAUCCGGAUUAACGAGCGAGGUUGGAUUACGAGUACUGUUGUCUCCAGUUGGUUCCAAUAUCGUACUUCGUACCGCAUGCUGUUCCAUUGGGAUCGGGUUGCCUGUGUACUCCACUUUCAAGGCAAUAGAGAAUAGAGAUCAGAGUGCACAACGAAAAUGGCUUAUUUACUGGGCAGCUUAUGGUUCUUUCAGCCUUGUUGAAGUGUUCACGGACAAGCUCAUUUCCUGGUUUCCACUGUAUUAUCAUGCAAAGUUUGCAUUCCUCGUCUGGCUUCAACUUCCCAGCAUUGAUGGAGCAAAACAAAUAUAUAACAACCGUCUUCGCCCUUUCCUUGUGCGACACCAAGGUAGAGUGGACCGAGUCGUGGAUGGAGUAUAUGGAGAAAUGGUACGUUAUUAGCUUUCUUCACAACUCAGAUGAUUCUUCAUUCUUGAGUUGCUUUUCUACAAAUGCUUUAUCAAACACACACAACGUUUGCAGGUCAAGGUCGUUAGGACACACCAAGGAGGAGUACGGUUGGUGCGAUCAAUCAUUGUCAAAAUCUUGGGAUCAGGCAGUGAAGCUGCUCCAC
This is a messenger RNA of Eruca vesicaria subsp. sativa (arugula), 759 nucleotides long. NCBI's taxonomy places the organism in Eukaryota, Viridiplantae, Streptophyta, Magnoliopsida, Brassicales, Brassicaceae. The record is from the annotation of a GenBank genome assembly.